Messenger RNA from Danio aesculapii, 789 nucleotides. Its product is annotated as granzyme B-like. Gene Ontology annotation, molecular function: serine-type endopeptidase activity. The transcript has 5 exons. Bases 1 to 789 code for a protein of 262 amino acids. The record is from RefSeq and is a predicted model, not a curated record. Lineage: Eukaryota; Metazoa; Chordata; Actinopteri; Cypriniformes; Danionidae. Gene Ontology annotation, biological process: proteolysis.
AUGACCAUGGUCAUCAUCUCUCUGCUCCUACUGGUUUCUCUGCCGCCACAGCUGACCUUCACUGCUCAUGUGGGCAUAGUGAACGGCAAUGAAGCAACACCUCAUUCCAGACCUUACAUGGUUUCUGUUCAAUAUAAAGGGCAUCAUAUCUGUGGUGGAUUCCUCAUCAAUGAAGCGUUUGUGUUGACCGCUGCACAUUGCAGAACCAACAUUACUCUAUAUCUGACAAUCAUGGUUGGUGCACAUAACCUACAAAAUAUGAGCCAAGGAGCCAAACGCAUCAGAGUGAAGUCCUAUUACAAACAUCUGGAUUAUUAUGAUAGACCAAGAUAUGUAAAUGACAUCAUGCUUUUAAAGGUAAAAAACAGACAAACAGGCCUGAUAGAAAAGGUCACAAGAAGCCAAACUGUAAGUUGGAUAUCUAUACCAAAAGAAAAUGGAGGCAUCAACAAAGAUGCGGUUUGCAGUGUUGCAGGUUGGGGAAGUUUGGUUUUUAAUGGCACGCCAAGUCCAGUCCUCAUGGAAACAAAUGUGAAGAUCAUGAAUAACGCAAACUGUGAAGAGAGAUUGCAAUCAGAGUUCUUACCUUCGCAGAUGAUGUGUGUAUACGGCGAUGGAGGAAGCUGCAGUGGGGAUUCAGGAGGUCCUUUGGUUUGUGGAGACACUGCUGUUGGUGUCACAUCUUUUGUGGACACUAAUAUCUGCAAUUCGCCUGAGUAUCCUAAUGUGUAUACUAAGAUUUCAGCAUUUCUUCAGUGGAUCAACAAUAUAAUUAAAAGUGAUAUUUGA